Messenger RNA from Humulus lupulus (European hop), 1103 nucleotides. Its product is annotated as ethylene-responsive transcription factor ERF086-like. Gene Ontology annotation, molecular function: DNA-binding transcription factor activity; DNA binding. Gene Ontology annotation, biological process: regulation of DNA-templated transcription. Bases 1 to 1050 code for a protein of 349 amino acids. The record is from RefSeq and is a predicted model, not a curated record. The transcript has a single exon. NCBI's taxonomy places the organism in Eukaryota, Viridiplantae, Streptophyta, Magnoliopsida, Rosales, Cannabaceae.
AUGAAUAAUAUCAUCAAGAGCAACAAGAAGGCGAUGAAGAAGCAAGGCUCAACAGCAGCAGCAGCAGCGCAGGGUGCGCAGGGCGAAGGUGCGAGGUUUCUCGGCGUGAGGAGGAGGCCAUGGGGCAGAUAUGCAGCCGAGAUAAGAGACCCUUCGACGAAAGAGAGGCACUGGUUGGGAACAUUCGACACUGCCGAAGAAGCCGCCCUUGCAUACGACCGAGCCGCUCGGUCCAUGAGAGGCUCUCGUGCGCGGACCAACUUUGUCUACUCUGAUAUGCCUGCUGGCUCCGCCCUCACCACCAUUCUCUCCCCGGACGACCCCAAUACAAAUCUCAACUUCUCCUCCUCCGCUGCCAUCAACCACCACCACAACCACCACCAGCAACAGCAGCAGACGAAUAAUAAUAUCACCAUGGCUGACCACCAUGAUCGUCAUCAUCAACAACAACAACAACAACAGUUCUUGAUGAUGAAUAAUAUCAUGGCAGCUGAUAAGCAACUGGACUUGAUUAACAACAGCCAUAAUCAACAAUACUACGACUACUUCUCUUCUUCUUCUAAUUCUUCUCCACACGAACACUAUUUCCAUAGCUAUUACGAUCAGGAGAAGGAGAAAGAACAACCACCACCACCAGCAGCAGCAGCCAUAAUGUUCAGCAGUAGUAGUGAUAACAAUAACUACUACAACGGUAACUACUCGGCUGCGGCGGCGGCGGCGGCCUCGGCGGAGCUUCCACCAUUUCCAGAGUCUGAGAUUAUUAGCUAUUAUGAUCAUGAAGAUGAGCAGAGGCGUCAUAGUAUCAGUACUGCUAGUGCUAGUUCGUGUGGAUUCUUUGGGAAUAGUAAUCAUAAUAUUAUGGGAACGAAUGAGUUGUUGGAUUAUAACUAUUCGAACAACGAUUUGUAUGGAUCAAAUGCAACGCACAGUCCUUUGUUUAGCACUAUGCCGUCAGUCUCCGAUGCCGGACUUAUUCCUUCUCUCGACCCUUUUGACUUGGCUGCGGCGGCGGCUUCUUCCACUGCUUCUUCUUCAUCUUUUUUCUUCUGAUGAUAUCUCAAAACCAUUGCCAUUAUAUCUCCAUUAUUAGUAGUUUAAGUGUU